This is a messenger RNA of Lactuca sativa (garden lettuce), 3034 nucleotides long. Its product is annotated as linoleate 13S-lipoxygenase 2-1, chloroplastic. The record is from RefSeq and is a predicted model, not a curated record. Gene Ontology annotation, molecular function: protein binding; oxidoreductase activity, acting on single donors with incorporation of molecular oxygen, incorporation of two atoms of oxygen; metal ion binding. Gene Ontology annotation, biological process: lipid oxidation. NCBI's taxonomy places the organism in Eukaryota, Viridiplantae, Streptophyta, Magnoliopsida, Asterales, Asteraceae.
CUCACAAACAUGUUGAAACCUCAAGUCAACCACCUCUACCGCCAUCAAAUCCCCACUCCGCCAAUACUCACAAGGUGGAAGAAGAAUUUUAUAGCCGGAGAUGUGGGUGUUGACGGUGGCCGAAGCCUUUCAUCUUUUGUAUCUCUCAACACACUGGCAUUUCCUACCAAACAUCGCCGGAGAUGUGGGUCUUUCCUCUCUCAGCGUAACACCGGCAAUUCAGUCGGCCAAAUCAAAGCCGACGCCGGAGAAUCCAAUACUGCCAGUAGUGUCAUCAAAACCAUCAGCCUCAGAGCCGUGAUUACAGUCCAGUUGACUGUGGGUGGUGUCCUGUCGAACUUAAGUUUUACGAGAGCUUUUGACGAUAUUGGAGAUUUGCUCGGAAAAUCACUCCUUUUGGAGCUAGUUUCCGCCGAUGCUGACUCAAAGACAGGAUUACAGAAGGCUACAAUACAAGAUUACGCACAUCGAACUGGUCAAAAAGCAGACGACCUAACAUAUUUAGCAGAAUUUGAAGUACCUGAAGAUUUUGGUUCAAUCGGGGCCAUUUUGAUUGAGAACGAACACCACAAAGAGAUGUUUGUAGAAUCGAUUGUACUUGAAGGCCUCCCCAUUGGUCCAGUGAGUGUCUCAUGCAAUUCAUGGCUUCAUUCCAAGUUUGAUAACCCUAUAAAACGAGUUUUCUUCCUCGAUAAGGUUUCAUGCCUACCGUCGCAGACUCCGAGCGGGUUGAAGCAGCUUCGAGAACAGGAACUAGCGAUUCUUCGAGGCGAUGGCGUCGCCGAUAAACCUCGAGAAAAGAAUGAUAGAAUUUACGAUUACGAUGUCUACAAUGAUCUUGGCAAUCCCGAUAAGGAUCCGGAGUUGGCACGACCGGUGCUCGGCACCAAGGAAUAUCCUUACCCUCGUCGUUGCAAAACUGGCCGACCUCGCACUAAAUCAGAUCCAUUAUCAGAGUCAAGAAGCAGUGAUGUUUACGUCCCAAGGGAUGAAUCUUUUUCAGAAGUUAAGAAUAUGACUUUUUCAUUCAAGACUGUGUACUCAGUGCUUCAUGCAGUCAUACCCUCAAUAGAAACAACCAUGAUUGACAAAGAUCUUGGGUUCCCAUACUUCACAGCCAUUGAAUCUCUGUUCAAUGAGGGAGUUAAUCUGCCACCAUUAGACAACAAAGGGUUUCUUGGAAAUGUUCUACCUCGACUUCUGAAGGCUAUGGAAGAUGCCCAAAAUAACAUCUUGCUUUUUGAAACUCCUGCUAUGAUUGAAAGAGAUAAAUUCGGUUGGCUUAGGGAUGAAGAAUUUUGUAGACAAACCAUUGCUGGACUUAACCCUUUGAGUAUUAGUUGUGUCACGGAAUGGCCACUGAAAAGUAAACUUGACCCUGAGGUUUAUGGUCCACCUGAAUCCGCCAUAACCGAAGAGAUCAUCAUGAGAGAGAUCAGAGGCUUCUGUUCACUUAAGGAGGCAAUAGAGAGCAAGAAGCUUUUUAUUAUGGAUUAUCAUGAUAUCUUCCUUCCAUAUGUGAACAAAGUCAGAGAUCAGAAAAAAUUCAGAACAACUUUAUACGGAUCAAGAACACUGAUGUUCCUUAUGCCAUCUGGAACAUUAAGACCAUUGGCUAUUGAGCUCGUUAGGCCACCUGGCAAUGGGAAACCUCAAUGGAAGCGAGUAUUUACUCCAUGUUGGGAUGCAACAGGUGCUUGGCUAUGGAAGCUUGCUAAGAUCCAUGCUCUUGUUCAUGAUAGUGGUUACCAUCAACUAGUAAGCCACUGGUUAAGAACACAUUGUUGCACUGAGCCAUAUAUAAUAGCCACCAACCGCCAGCUCAGCAAAAUGCACCCGAUACACAAUCUUUUACACCCUCAUUUCCGAUAUACAAUGGAAAUCAACGGUUUAGCCCGUGAAGCCCUAAUUAAUUCAGGUGGAAUCAUCGAAUCUUGUUUCUCACCCGGAAAAUACAGCAUCGAGUUGAGUUCAAUCGCGUAUGGUCAACAAUGGCGGUUUGACCACGAAGCAUUACCCGCUGACCUAAUCGCAAGAGGCAUGGCGGUGGAAGACCCCGAUUCACCACACGGCCUAAAGCUAACAAUAGAAGAUUACCCUUACGCAAAUGACGGUUUAGUCCUUUGGGAUAUAAUCAAAGAUUGGGUCACCAACUAUGUCAACCAUUAUUACCCCGAAGACAACAACAACAACAACAAAAAUCUUGUGGAAUCGGAUUCAGAGCUUCAAGCAUGGUGGACAGAGAUUAGAACACUCGGACACGCAGACAAGAAAGACGAACCAUGGUGGCCGAUUUUGAAAACACCAAAGGAUUUAAUCGGGAUUUUGACAACAAUAAUUUGGGUAGCUUCCGGGCACCAUGCAGCGGUCAACUUCGGGCAGUAUGACUUUGCGGGGUAUAUUCCAAAUCGGGCAACGAUUGCCCGAGUUAAAAUGCCAUGUGAGGAUCCGACUGAUGAUGAAUGGGAGACGUUUAAACGAAGGCCAGAAGAUGAGCUUUUGUCGGCGUUUCCUUCUCAGAUUCAAGCUUCACAAGUGAUGGCAGUUCUUGAUGUUUUGUCGAAUCAUUCCCCGGAUGAGGAGUAUAUUGGGGAGACAAUGGAGGGGGCGUUUGAGGCAAAUCCGCAAAUAAAAGCUGCGUAUGAGAUGUUUUCAGGGAGGUUGAAGGAGUUGGAAGGGAUUAUUGAUGGGAGGAAUGCCGAUGAGAGUAGGAAGAACAGGAAUGGAGCUGGGGUUGUACCGUAUAACUUGCUAAAGCCUUAUUCGGAACCUGGUGUCACUAGUAUGGGGGUUCCGAAUAGUAUUUCUAUAUAGAUGGUUUGUUGGAUUUGGGGUGAUGAAUAAUGGAGCAAGAAAUCUUUGAUUGUUCUUGAUCAUUUUCCUAGGCGUGAAUUUUUCUUGAUUAAACAAUAAAAUGGAAAAAGUCAUUUUGUUAAAAGUUAACAUGAUAACUUUUUCUAUGAUUGGAAAACAUCGUGGUUAUUUUGUGUACAACCUUGUUUUUAUUAUAUGCCAAAAUGUCAAAUUACUAUGC